UCCAUCUUCAUCAGACGUCACGCAGAUUCACAGCCAAUGGCCCGUAGGAUGUUAAUUCCGGAAAUCCAUUUUCAAUCUGUGCUUGGCACUCCAGCCAUUUUCACGUCCAUUGUUCUGCCAUCUAUUAACAAAGGGUCUUUAUGCUGGGAAAUUUGAUUAAACCACCAAAAAUAUAAAUAUAUUUUAAGUUUAGGGAAGUGGAAAAUAAAAGUAAAUUAAAACUGAGAAUAAGAACUGAAGCGAUGAUGUUUUGUCAUGGCUCACGUGAUUAUUCACUCAGUAACACCGCUCUCUUCUUCUGCAGAAAACUCACAACGCGUCACAAAUGCAGAAUGGAGGAGAAUAUGCAGCUCAACAGCUGAUGUCACUUUUGACCCUGAGACUGCACACCCGUUGCUCAUUGUGUCCAAAGACGGGAAGGAAGUGAGACUUGGAGACACACAGCAGAGAGUGACGGACAAUCCAAAGAGGUUUGACUACUGUAUUAAUGUCCUGGCCAGAAAAGGGAUUCACCUCAGGGAGACACUACUGGGAAGUGGAGGUCGGGGAGAAGACGGCCUGGAAUUUAGGAGUCAUCAGAGAGUCAGCCGCAGCAGGAAGGGGGGGAUUAUAUUGAAUCCAUAUUUUGGAUACUGGACUGUGUGGCUGAAGAAUGAGAACAAGUACACAGCUAACAUUGACCAUCCUGUCCUCCUCCCCCUGAGAGUGAAGCCCUGGACAGUGGGGGUCUUUCUGGACUACGAUGAAGGACAGGUCUCCUUUUACAAUGCCCAGUCCCGCUCUCACCUGUACACCUUCACAGACACCCUCUAUCCAUUCUUCAAUCCUGAACUUAAUCAUGGUGGUAAAAAUGCGGCCCCUGUGCACACACUGACCCCUCAGCACACUGACCACUCUGAAUUAAUCAUUUGUCAAUAUCUGUGUCUGGUCAGAGCAGCACAAAGCCAAUGGAGACUUUCUUUAACAUUCAGUCCACCAAACUCAAAGCCCCCCUGAGGUUUCCUGCUGUUGGCUGCUUGUCUGAUUUUCAUUUUCAGGAUUUCUGUGGUUAAUGGAGACAUCGGGACUGCAUUCUUGGGAUUUUUAAAUGGCAGUGGAUAAAAGCAUCAGCUCCACAAACAAAUGUGAAUCUUUUCAAUUGUAUUUGAGAAUGAACAGAAAUAUUGAGUGCUCAUCUUUAAUUUGACAUUCAAGGAUGAAGUCAACAAAAAUGGUUGUGUUCUGCACAGCACUGGAUUUGUCUUCUUCAAUCUUUGUAUAAAGUCACAUGCUGGUGGUCAGUCCUGAUGACUCUGAUUUGCUCACUUUGUUGACACUGUGAUAGGCGCCUGGGGACCUUGACUCACAGGGACGCCAGGAGUGUGAAAGGACUGGGAAAGAGGCAAUACCUCCCUGGGGCAUGAGAGGGCAGGUCACUGGUUUGCAUUGGGGCCAUGGAACUGGAGCUUGGGAGCGUGCAUGCAAAUCAUUAGGGUGCACCUGGAGCAAAUCCGGGUGCAUUAUAAAAGGGGCUGCCUCACUCCAUUUAUGGAGCCAGAGUCUGGAGGAAGAACUUGUGAGAGGAGAGUGGAGGUGGUAGAAGAGAAGAAAGGACUGUGAGCAUUAUUGUGGUGUUUUGGGUACUUUGUGUGAAGAAUUAAACGUGUAUGUUCUGGACUUCUGGCUGUCUCAGUGUCUGUCUGUGUCCGGGCGUCUUUCACAACAGUAGAAGUCUGAAAGGGCACAAAGAGUGAAAGCUCAGCAGAAGAAAUCCAAGACUCUCAAUAUCCAGCACACCAUUCAUUUUGUAACUCGCUUAUCUAAUUCAGGGUCAUGUGAGGACUAUGCCAAUGUGGGGAUCAACAUGGAUAAGAACCAAUCUAUGACACCAGAGCUGAAGACCAACCAUCAAUCACUGUGCUACUAUGUUACCACCAAUCAGACAAAUAUAAAUUAAUAUCUAGCAUUAUA
This is a messenger RNA of Polypterus senegalus (gray bichir), 1950 nucleotides long. Its product is annotated as erythroid membrane-associated protein-like. NCBI's taxonomy places the organism in Eukaryota, Metazoa, Chordata, Cladistia, Polypteriformes, Polypteridae. The transcript has 3 exons. Gene Ontology annotation, molecular function: protein binding. The record is from RefSeq and is a predicted model, not a curated record. The coding region runs from base 256 to 996 and encodes 246 amino acids.